GAUUCCGUAAAACACGUCAAGUCAUCAUAAAGGUAUAAAAAUAGUGAAAAGUUUGGUGCCGGCCACAGUAAAACAAUUCAACUCAUUUCUAUUAAAAAAAUUGUUUUUCGCGGUAUCGACUUUAAUUAGAAAGACUGAUACAAUGAAAUCGUCACUGAACAUUUUAGUAUUUUUAUCAUCAAUUGCAUUUUGCGUUUGUGCCGAUUCCAUAUCAAGCAUCGAAUUAAAUCGAGACAAUUUUGAAUCCGAAACUAAUGGAAAAAAUACAGUCGUCUUUUUCUAUUCGCCCAGCUGUGAAUUGAGCCAGCGUUUCUUCGCCAAAUUUAAUAAAUUAGCCGAGAAUAUCAAUGUCCGCGAUGACGUAAAACUUGUUCAUGUUGAUUGCGAAGCUGAUUCAGAGUUUUGUAAUUCAAAUGGCGUCAAAGGUUCGUCGGUAUUCUUCUACCCAGAAGACAAAGAACGUGUUCAAUUCAGCGGCGUCAAAUCGGAAGAAGGUCUAUCGAAAUUCUUGGUUAAAAAUUUGGGCGAUACCAUUUUGAGUAAUCUAUUGGAAGUUCCAGAAAAAUUGGACGCUUUGAACGAUUUGACUGAUGAGACAUUUGCCGAUCAUGUUGCUGUUGGAAAUCAUUUCAUCAAGUUUUAUGCACCAUGGUGCGGUCAUUGCCAGCGUCUUGAGCCUGGAUGGAAUGAAUUGGCCAACUCAUUGGAAUAUGAUCCAUCGGUAUCGAUUUCACGAAUCGAUUGUACUCAACACCGUCCGAUUUGCAAAGAUUUUGAUGUAAAAGGCUAUCCGACUUUGUUGUGGAUCGUCGACGGUAAAAAGGUUGAAAAAUACAGUGGACCACGAGCUGUUGAAGACUUUAAAAAAUACAUUGAAGCAAAAACAGCCAGCGAGAAGAAAGUUUCAGAUGAACAAGAGGCUAAAGUUGAAGAGAUUGCUGUCGUUCAAUUGACUGGCAACAAUUUCGUUCAUGGAAUCAAAAAAGGGGUUACAAUUGUUAAAUUCUUCGCUCCAUGGUGCGGCCACUGCAAACGCAUGGCAUCAACUUGGGAUGAGUUGGCCGGUAAAUUUGCAGGCAAAGAGGGUGCAAAAAUUGCCAAAGUCGAUUGUACACUGGAGGAGAACAAAGAGUUGUGCAAUGAGCAAGGAGUUGAUGGUUUCCCCACUGUUUUCCUCUACAAAGACGGUGAGAAAGUGGAAGAAUACAACGGAAGCCGUUCGUUGGAAGAUCUCUUCGAAUUUGUUAGCAAACAUGCACAAAUUCACGAUGAAUUCUAAAUUCAAGCCAAAAUAAGCAAUUCAUUUGUCAAAAAUGCAUUAGAUUAAACUAAAUGUUUUAAAGACGUAGCCGUACAUUUAGAUCAAUUAGGCAUUUGUAUAAGUUUUGCACAUUUUUUGUACAGAAAAACUUACCGAAACUUACAUUUAUUUGAAGUAUUUAUUUGUAAUUUUUUGUUUUGUGGCAAUAGUCCUUCUUCUUUAGUCAUCAGGACGAUUAAACAUUUUGUAACAGUAUAUACCUACGAAAAAUUA
Contarinia nasturtii (swede midge) is the source of this 1534-nucleotide messenger RNA. It is a transcript of the gene prtp, whose product is annotated as thioredoxin domain-containing protein 5. The coding region runs from base 143 to 1279 and encodes 378 amino acids. Gene Ontology annotation, molecular function: protein disulfide isomerase activity. Gene Ontology annotation, biological process: protein folding. NCBI's taxonomy places the organism in Eukaryota, Metazoa, Arthropoda, Insecta, Diptera, Cecidomyiidae. The record is from RefSeq and is a predicted model, not a curated record. The transcript has 6 exons. Gene Ontology annotation, cellular component: endoplasmic reticulum.